This is a messenger RNA of Durio zibethinus, 2102 nucleotides long. Its product is annotated as UDP-glycosyltransferase 71K1-like. The record is from RefSeq and is a predicted model, not a curated record. Lineage: Eukaryota; Viridiplantae; Streptophyta; Magnoliopsida; Malvales; Malvaceae. Gene Ontology annotation, molecular function: UDP-glucosyltransferase activity.
UGAUUUCACCCGAGUUGAGGCGUAAAUCCACAAUAAAAACAAGUGCUUGAAGUGAAACGAGAAUUGAAGUUCUCGUUUUUUUUUGGGUUGAUUCAUAUUGGAUUAUUGACUGUGCCUCGGGAUUUCUUUGUGUUUCAUUUAUUUAUUAAUUAAUUAAACUAUUAUGCUUUCCAGUAAAAAAGACAAAAUCAAGAAAAUAUCUUUGGGGAGCUGACAAACAAUUGGUUCUGCUGUCCUUUUCCGAAUGAAAAGUGUGGUUCCCCCACUUUUAAUUAUUUCUCUGCUCAUUUACCCGUCUCACUUUUCAUGUAAAUUAUUGGACCUGUGCCGGAAGCAAUGCCUUGCUAAGCACAAAGAGGCAGAUCACAUAGGGCUACAGGAACAAGAAAGAAAGAUCAAACAAGCUGAGAGAUGAAGAAAGUAGAGCUCAUAUUCAUUCCAACACCAGGAAUCGGACACUUGGUCUCAACUAUUGAGUUUGCAAAGCGCCUUAUCCAUCAAGAUGAUCGAAUUUGGAUUACUAUUCUUUCCAUGAAGUGGUUUUCAAGUUUUAUGGAUGCCUACACCAAAUCACUUACUGCUUCGCAACCUGAUCGAAUCCAACUAAUUGACAUUCCUCAGGUAGAUCCUCCCUCAUUAGAUCUUUUGAAGUUAUCAGCAGAAGCCUAUAUUUAUGCAUCCAUUGAAAGCUACAUUCCUUCUGUUAGAAAUGCUGUCAGAAAUCUUGUGUCAAUAAAAACUAGCUCGGAUUCAACCCGAGUUGCUGGAUUAGUUCUUGAUCUGUUUUGUGCACCCAUGAUUGAUAUUGCAACUGAAUUGGAUCUUCCUUCUUAUAUAUUCUUAACCACAAAUUCAACGUUCUUGGGUCUUAUGCUGUACCUAACAACUCGACAUAGCCAGAACUGCUCAGAAUUUGAAAGCACGGAUCCUGAUCAUUUAAUCCCAGGAUUUGUCAAUCCUGUCCCUUCAUGUGUUCUGCCUUCAGCUGUGUUUAACAGAGAUGGCGGUUAUACCGCAUAUUUCAAGAUUGCCGAAAGGUUUAAGGAUGCCAAAGGUAUCAUGAUAAAUACGUUUGAAGAGCUGGAGUCUUAUGCUUUUAAUUGUUUUUCCAAUGGCCAAAACCCUCCAAUUUAUCCAGUUGGACCAGUGAUUCACCACAGUUGGCUGCCUCACCCUGAGUUGGACUUGGCCCAACGCGACAAGGUCAUGAAAUGGCUUGAUGAUCAGCCUCAAUCAUCAGUGGUCUUUCUUUGCUUUGGAAGCAUGGGAAGCUAUGGAGCACCCCAAGUGAAAGAAAUAGCACUUGGGCUAGAGCAGAGUGGAUGCAGAUUCUUAUGGUCCUUGCGUGUGCCACCACCACCAAAACCAGAAAAUGAUGCUUCAGGAAUUGUUCAUCACAAGAAUCCUGAGGAAAUGCUGCCAGAAGGAUUCCUAGAAAGGAUCCAAGGGAGGGGGAUGAUAUGUGGGUGGGCGCCGCAGGUGGAGGUUCUUGCGCAUAAGGCAAUAGGAGGGUUUGUAUCUCAUUGUGGUUGGAACUCAAUCCUGGAAAGUUUGUGGUUUGGUGUGCCAAUUGUAACAUGGCCUAUGUAUGCUGAACAACAGCUAAAUGCAUAUAUGAUGAAGGAGCUGGGAUUAGCAGUAGCGUUGAGGUUGGAUUACAGGAGAGAUACAAGUGAUGUCGUGAUGGCAGAUGAGAUAGAGAAAGCUGUUCGGAUGGUCAUGGAUGGUGGCAGUGAGGUGAGAAGGAAAGUGAAGGAAAUGGCAGAGAUGGCUAGGAAGGCUAUUACGGAAGGUGGAUCUUCAAUCAAUUCAAUUGGAAGAUUAAUAGAGGAUAUGAUAGGCAACAACUGAUGUUUGACCUUAUAUGGUUCUCCACGAUCAGUUAAACCUCUAUUGUUUAAGGGGAAAAAAAAAAGAACUUUUUGCGAAAAUAUUUUACCUCUUUAGCAGUCGUUUCUGCUUAUUCUAAAUGACUCUUGAUGUUGUCCCACAAGUAGAGGGAGUUCGAUCUAAGUACAAUUAUCUGAUCCCUCAAUGGUGUAUGAAAUUAUCAAUUCUACAAUAUCAUUUUAUAAAUAUUUUUCAUUAGUCACUAUAUUAAA